ACAUAAGUGUACGAACACUUUGAGCAGAAUGUGCUUAAGGUAGUGUGUUAUGGGCACGAUGAGAGAAAAGGAAAGACAAGCUAUGGUGACUGUGUUCAUCCUUGCAAUGCAAGGAAGGGUUGCGAAUACAUGGCCAAUAAAUAUGACGGCAAUAGGUACGAUACAACCAUCAAGAUUCCCUACAAUCUGCCGGAGGGUGUGUACGUUCUCCAAUACAUGAGUGCUAUGAGUGCUCACAAGACUUUCUAUUACUCCUGUGCUAGAAUCAAGAUUUCAGGGGGAAAGCCGGCUCUGCCUUGCAAAAGAACCGGUUUGGCUCCAGUAGCAUACGGCUGUAUGAAAGGUAUGGCAGUACCUCUUUCUAAAUAUGAGAAGGACACGAAGAUGGGUAAUUUCUGUUUCUCGACAUCUGGACUUGGGGACCAGGACGCUGAUAUAAGGAAAGUGCCAGUAAACGCAGACUGUGAUCCUAGAAUCACGUGUCAGUUGAGUGUCCAGUAUAAGAGAUGUAUGGAAGCAGACAAUAAAAUGAAGGACAUUACAAACGCAUCAGAUCCUAAACAAGUCUGUUCUGGGGAUGUAAGGCCCCCACCGGAACCCACGUGUAACGAUGGCAAAAGGAACAAUGGUGAGCAGAUGGUGGACUGUGGAGGUCCCAACUGUGACGCCUGCUACGAGGAACCCACCGAGCCAGUGGAUGAGAGGAUCUACUCAGAUCUGAAGUACAAAGAGAAGGUUCUAUUAGAGCGAGGGAUGAUGGAGGUGCGGGCAUCUCUAGUUGUUAAGAAGGCUGCAAACGACUGGCGAUUUGCCAUUUUCCUGGAUAAACCAGUAAAAUGGACUCAUUUUUGGAACUGCAAGCUCAUCAGUGUCAACAAGUAUAACACAAUCUGGACAUUUGGUCCCAUGCCAUGGACCAAGAAAGUUAAACCAGGACAGAAAAUAAACCUUGGAUUUAACGGCAGGUUCGAAUCUGACGGAGAGGCUCCACAAACCGUGACCAAAUCUUUCGUCGAAUACAAGCCCGAUGAAUUGGAGUAACAUAAAGGCGUUGAAGAACUGUACAUUUUAUGUUUUUCUUCGUUAAUGACGUCGGUAUCGCCAUCAUAUCAGUUAAUUUGCAGUUUUUUAAAAAUUUCGUGCGAAAUGAAUAUCAUUGGUUGUAAUGAAGUAUAAUACUAUGUAUAAUGCCACCUGAAAAUUCUAUCCAUUCAAAUGA
Molecule: messenger RNA, 1219 nt
Organism: Bolinopsis microptera
Lineage: Eukaryota; Metazoa; Ctenophora; Tentaculata; Lobata; Bolinopsidae
Exons: 8
Coding region: 130-1041 (303 amino acids)
Molecular function (GO): polysaccharide binding; hydrolase activity, hydrolyzing O-glycosyl compounds
Source: RefSeq, a predicted model, not a curated record